ACCCAGGCGCGCCGGCAGGAGAGCGGCACCGUGGCUGGGGCAGCGGGCAGAGGCUGCGGAGGGGCUUACGGCUCCCGGCCCGCGGGUCUCAGACCCAGGGGCUGGGCCCCGAGCCCCCCGCCCCGGUCCCAACUGGGUCGCGCCAUGCUGCGCUACCUGCUCAAAACACUGCUGCAGAUGAACUUGUUCGCGGACUCCCUGGCGGGGGACAUCUCCAACUCCAGCGACCUGCUCUUCGGCUUCAACUCCUCGGAGGCGGCGCUCAACCACAGCCUGCUGCCCCCCGGCGAUCCUUCUUUCAACGCAUCCAGGGUGGAGCCGGAGGACGCGAUGCCGCGCAUCGUGGAGCAGCCGCCAGAUCUGCUGGUCUCCCGAGGCGAGCCGGCCACGCUGCCCUGCCGCGCCGAGGGCCGGCCGCGGCCUAACAUCGAGUGGUACAAGAAUGGGGCGCGAGUGGCCACUGCGCGCGAGGAUCCGCGCGCGCACCGCCUGCUGCUGCCCAGCGGCGCCCUCUUCUUCCCGCGCAUCGUGCACGGGCGCCGCGCGCGUCCCGACGAGGGUGUCUACACUUGCGUGGCGCGCAACUACCUGGGGGCAGCGGCUAGUAGAAAUGCGUCGCUGGAAGUGGCAGUCCUCCGUGAUGAUUUUCGGCAGUCCCCUGGAAACGUGGUGGUGGCAGUGGGGGAGCCAGCGGUAAUGGAAUGCGUGCCCCCCCGUGGCCACCCAGAGCCUUCCGUGUCCUGGAAGAAGGACAGUGCAAAACUCAAGGAGGAGGAGGGAAGGAUUACGAUUCGUGGAGGGAAGCUGAUGAUGUCACAUACACUCAAGAGUGAUGCAGGGAUGUAUGUGUGUGUGGCCUCCAACAUGGCAGGAGAACGGGAGAGUGGGGCAGCUGAACUUGUGGUACUGGAGCGACCCUCAUUCCUGCGUAGACCAGUGAAUCAGGUGGUCCUGGCAGAUGCCCCUGUGGAUUUCGCAUGUGAGGUGCAAGGGGAUCCCCCACCCCGUCUACGCUGGCGCAAGGAGGAUGGGGAACUGCCCACAGGCAGGUAUGAGAUCCGGAGUGACCACAGCCUUUGGAUUGGGCGUGUGAGUGCCGACGACGAGGGGACCUACACCUGUGUGGCUGAGAACAGCGUGGGCCGCGCUGAAGCUUCUGGCUCCCUCAGUGUUCACGUCCCACCCCAGCUGGUGACCCAGCCCCAGGACCAGAUGGCAGCUCCUGGAGAGAGUGUGGCUUUCCAAUGUGAGACCAAAGGAAACCCCCCACCUGCCAUCUUCUGGCAAAAGGAGGGAAGUCAAGUUCUGCUUUUCCCCAGUCAGCCAUUUCAGCCCAAGGGGCGCUUCUCAGUCUCUCCCAGAGGCCAGCUCAACAUAACUGAUGUGCAGAGCGGGGAUGCUGGUUACUACGUGUGUCAGGCUGUUAGUGUGGCCGGCAGCAUCCUGGCCAAGGCCCUGUUGGAGGUAAAAAGAGCCUCCUCCUUGGAUGGGCUGCCUCCCAUCAUCCUCCAGGGACCAGCCAAUCAGACGCUGGCACUUGGCUCCUCUGUAUGGCUGCCAUGCAGAGUGACUGGGAACCCUCAACCUAGCGUCCAAUGGAAGAAGGAUGGGCAGUGGCUGCAGGGGGAUGACCUCCAGCUCAGCCUCAUGGCCAACGGUACCCUGUACAUCGCCAGUGUGCAGGAGAUGGACAUGGGUUUCUACAGCUGUGUGGCCAAGAGUUCCACAGGGGAGGCCACAUGGAGUAGCUGGCUUAGGACGCGGGAAGAUUGGGGAGGAUCACCAGAGCCGCCUACAGAACCCAGUAGCCCUCCAGGGCCUCCCUCUCAGCCAGUGGUCACUGAGAUCACCAAGAACAGCAUUACUCUGACCUGGAAACCCAACCCGCAGGCGGGGGCCACAGUCACCUCUUAUGUGAUAGAGGCCUUCAGUCAAACAGUUGGUAACACCUGGCGGACAGUGGCAGAUGGCGUGCGGCUGGAGACACACAUGGUCAGUGGUCUGCAGCCCGGCACCACCUAUCUGUUCCUGGUGCGCGCUGUGGGAGCCUGGGGACUCAGUGAGCCCAGCCCCGUCUCUGAGCCUGUGCGCACCCAGGACAGCAACCCAUCCAGGCCAGUGGAGGACCCCUGGAGAGGCCAGCGGGGGCUGGCUGAAGUGGCUGUGCGCAUGCAGGAGCCCAUAGUCCUUGGGCCCCGGAGCUUGCAGGUGUCCUGGACUGUAGAUGGCCCAGUCCAGCUGGUGCAAGGUUUCCGGGUGUCUUGGAGGGUAGCAGGUCCUGAUGGGGGAAGCUGGACAGUACUGGACCUACAGUCCCCAAGCCAGCAAAGUACUGUGCUAAGAGGACUCCCGCCAGGGACCCAAAUUCAGAUCAAGGUGCAAGCCCAAGGCCAGGAGGGGCUGGGGGCUGAAAGUCCCUUCGUGACCAGGAGCAUUCCUGAGGAAGCCCCCAGUGGUCCCCCCCAGGGAGUGACAGUGGCCUUGGGGGGUGAAGGCAACAACAGUGUCACGGUGUCCUGGGAACCUCCGCUCCCUUCCCAGCAAAAUGGGGUCAUCAAGGAAUACCAGAUCUGGUGCCUGGGCAAUGAGAGCCGCUUCCACCUCAACCGGUCCGCGGCAGGCUGGGCACGCUCCGCGGUGCUCCGGGGACUGCUGCCCGGUCUUCUCUACCGGACCCAGGUCGCGGCGGCCACCAGCGCUGGAGUGGGCGUGGCCAGUGUCCCGGUGUCGGUGCAGCUGCGUGAGUCCGGAGGCGGGGUGGGCGGGCGGGGCUGGGGAAUUGGAGGGGGUGGGUCCUGGAGUGGGGGUGCCUACGGGGUCAGGGAUGGCCCCUCUUCCUCGCUGCCGGGUUUCCAGGCCCCUGGUCCCCUCACCUCUCUGACCCCCACAGCUUCCCCGCCGCCAUCGGAGCCUGGGCUCGAGGUGGGCCCGGGGCUGGCGGAGCGGCUGGCGAGGGUGCUGCGGGAGCCGGCCUUCCUCGCGGGCAGUGGCGCCGCCUGCGGGGCGCUGCUGCUCGGGCUCUGCGCCGUCCUCUACCGGCGCCGGAGGCAGCGCAAGGAGCUCAGCCACUACACGGCCUCCUUUGCCUACACACCUGCAGUGUCCUUCCCACACUCAGAGGGCCUCUCUGGAGCCAGUUCCAGGCCACCCAUGGGCCUUGGCCCCGCCCCCUACCCUUGGCUAGCAGACUCGUGGCCCCACCCAUCUCGAAGCCCCUCAGCCCAGGAGCCCAGGGGGAGCUGCUGCCCCAGCAAUCCUGACCCAGACGACAGAUAUUACAAUGAAGCAGGGAUCUCCCUGUACCUGGCUCAGACCGCCCGGGGCACUGCCGCCCCUACCGAGGGUCCUGUCUACAGCACCAUUGACCCAGCUGGGGAGGAGCUGCAGACCUUCCAUGGGGGUUUCCCCCCAAAUCCCUCAGGGGAUCCAGGCACCUGGAGCCAGUAUGCUCCUCCAGAAUGGAGCCAGGGGGACAGUGGAGCCAGGGGAGGCAAAGUAAAGCUUCUGGGAAAACCUGUUCAGAUGCCCUCUCUCAACUGGCCAGAAGCCCUGCCCCCACCUCCCCCUUCCUGUGAACUGAGCUGCCUAGAGGGGCCGGAGGAGGACCUGGAGGGCGGCUCCGAGCCAGAAGAGUGGUGCCCACCAAUGCCUGAGAGGAGCCAUCUGGCUGAGCCCAGCUCCAGGGGAGGCUGCUUGGUCCCUCCAUCCCAAGGGGAAGCCCCCUCUCCCACAUCUUCCUAUGGACAGCAGUCCACAGCCACUCUUACCCCCUCACCUCCUGACCCUCCCCAGCCCCCCACUGACAUUCCCCAUCUCCACCAGAUGCCCAGGAGGGUGCCCCUUGGGCCAAGUUCCCCUCUCAGUGUGUCCCAGCCCACUCUGAGUAGCCACGAAGGGAGGCCUGCUGGCCCGGGUGCUGGCCCCAGCCCUGUCCCCAGUGCUGCCGGCAGUGCCCCCGGGAGAACCUGGCAGGUGCCUGGGGAGAUGGCUCCUCCACUUCAAGGGCCCCGCGCCCGAAUCCGGAAACCCAAGGCUGUUCCCUACCGUCGGGAGCACAGUCCUGGCGACUUGCCCCCACCACCCUUGCCGCCACCAGAGGAAGAGACGAGCUGGGCCUUAGGGCUGAGAGCAGUAGGCAGCAUGUCCUCCUUGGAACGGGAGCGGGAACGCGGUGGGGAGAGGAGAAUGGUGCAGGCUGGGCCCCUGGGGGCCCAGCGGGGUCCCCACCUGGAUGAGGAGACCUUGCCCCCCUACAGCCGACCAAGCUUCCUAUCCCGGAGCCAGGCCGCCAGCACCUGCUCCACAGCGGGCAGCAACUCUUCCAGAGGCUCCAGCAGCUCUCGAGGCUCCCGGGGCCCUGCAAGGAGCCGGAGCCGGAGCCGGAGCCAGAGCCAAAGGCCAGGACAGAAACGUGGAGAGGUGGGGGCUAGGGCAUGCAAACAAGGGGAGUAGAAAGCUAGGAGGGCUGAGCCAAGGAGCGCUGAAAACAGGAGGGAGAGAAAGGCUUUCUGAGCUCUGAGCAAAAGGAGGGGACCCAGGGAGUGAGGGGGGAGGGAGGAAUCCUGGAGAACAGGUGACAAAGGGUGAAGACAAGGUCAUACAUAGAGGAGCCUGGGCUCCCCAGAGGAGAGUGGGUUCAGGAGAAGGGCUGAGGAAGAGAAGAGGCAUGGCGCCUCCUAUGGCCUGCUUGCCCCGGCCUGGGACCUUGCAAACCAGCCUCUUUCUCUCUCUAGGAACCAAGAUGACCCUUGAGGAGGAUAUCAGGAAUUCCAUGGGGAAGGGCUUGUCCCGGGGCUGGGAGCUCUGGAUGGGAACCCCUCCUCCUGGUUAAUGGGGGUGAGCAGAGAGGAGCAGGGGAGGGGGCUGGUCUCGUCCCUCCUGGCAGUGACGCUCAGAAGCCAGAGAGCGAGCUCUUCCCUUUCUAUCUCUUUCCACCUGAACCUCAUUUGUAAAAGAGACAAUAAAAAGAGUCUGAUGGGUGCCUGGGUGGCUCAGUCGUUAAGCGUCUGCCUUCGGCUCAGGUCAUGAUCCCAGGGUCCUGGGAUUCAGCCCCACAUCGGGCUCCCUGCUUGGCAGGAAGCCUGCUUCUCCCUCUCCCACUCCCCCUGCUUGUGUUCCCUCUCUCACUGUGUCUCUCUCUGUCAAAUAAAUAAAUAAAAUUAAAAAAAAAAAAGUUUAAAAAGAGUC
This is a messenger RNA of Mirounga angustirostris (Northern elephant seal), 5187 nucleotides long. RefSeq names its product roundabout guidance receptor 3 (gene ROBO3). Gene Ontology annotation, biological process: cell-cell adhesion. The record is from RefSeq and is a predicted model, not a curated record. Bases 145 to 4452 code for a protein of 1435 amino acids. NCBI's taxonomy places the organism in Eukaryota, Metazoa, Chordata, Mammalia, Carnivora, Phocidae. The transcript has 26 exons. Gene Ontology annotation, molecular function: protein binding.